AUGAUGAUGAUUAUUUUUUUAAAUCAUCAUCCAACAAAUAUAAUUGUUAAUUGGUAUAAAGAUCAACAAUUAAUUAUUGAUUCACAAACAAAAAAUUAUAAUCAAUCAAAAUUUCAUUUAGAUUAUAAUCAAAAAAAUUCACAAUAUAUAUUGACAAUAUUAAAAGCAAAUCCGGAAGAUGUUGGUAAUUAUGAAUGUCGUCAAAUAUCCAUUGAUAAUCAUACAACACAAAUAUUGCAUUUACAUCGUUUUGCUGUAAGAGCUAAACCUAGAAUACGAUCCGAAUUUGGUCGAAAUAUUAUAUCAGAAAAAAUUUGGGCAAAUGAUGAAUGGACAAUAAAAUGUUCAUUUCUAUCAAAAUAUCAUCAACUUAAUUCUACAUUGGAAAUUGUUCGUUUUGAAAAUAAUAAUAAUAAUAAUGAUUAUAUUCGUGAUCAUAUUUCACAUAUUAAUCCUGAUAUGCAAAUGAAAAAUUUUACUAAAAAUUGGUUAGAACAAAAUUCGCAUCGUAUUCGUAUUCGAAUGUAUAAUGAUAUUAGCGAACAAUUUAAUAAUCAAAGUGUAAUUGAAAUGACUAUAACAAAAGUUGAUUUUAAAGAUCGUGGUUAUAUUGCUUGUUAUGGUAUUAAUCCAAUUGCUAAUGAUCAUUUAUUAAUAUUUUUAAGAGUUAAAGAUAGAAUACAAAUUUUAUGGCCUAUUAUUGUUAUUGUUACAUUUUCAUUAUAUCUAUUUGCUAUAAUCACAAUAUAUGAAUAUCGUCGUAUUAGUCCAUUUAAUCUAUUACAAUUAGAUUGGGACAGUACAUAA
Messenger RNA from Dermatophagoides pteronyssinus (European house dust mite), 807 nucleotides. It is a transcript of the gene babos, whose product is annotated as immunoglobulin domain-containing protein babos. NCBI's taxonomy places the organism in Eukaryota, Metazoa, Arthropoda, Arachnida, Sarcoptiformes, Pyroglyphidae. The record is from RefSeq and is a predicted model, not a curated record.